GGAAGCGACCUGGGUGUCCACCGGCCACUGGGAGGCUCCAGGCGGCCCGGGGCGGGCUCUAGGGGGUCGCCGCCUCUGCAACCCCGAGCCGGGCCAGCCCCCGCGGGCUCUAUUUACAUUAUGCAAAAACCACCCUGACAGGUUUGCGAGGGCAAGGUAGAAACCCCGGGUCCAGCAGCGGGGGCCACCUCUCCGGAAACCCACCUGGAGGCGAUUUCUGCAGCCCAGCUCGUGCAGGAAAGGUCCUAGGACUGGUGUUCUAAACAAAGCUGGACUAUUUGCAUGCCCACUGUUUGCAUGCAUUUGUCUUCCGGCUGAAGAGAGCAACCCUGGGUUCUAGGUAACCAGGUGAAACCAGGAAGAUUCACUCAAAAUUUCAGUGUCUGAAACCUGGGGACUGGGAGAGAAGGGGUGUCAACUCCUAGUCACGUCUCGUUCUGUAAACUGAGGCUGGCCCAGGUAAAGGGCCUUGAGAGCCCACAGCUUCCUGACAGAGGCUCUCUACCCUUGUCGCCUGGAACAAAAAACGACAGGGCUCCCAGAGCUGGGACAAAACCACAACUGCCGGAGAGGAAGGCCCGUGGUACCGCCUGGUUUGCAUCUCGCCUUUGCCCUCCCGAAUUCCUGAGGGGCCCGCAGGCCCGGAAGGCGAAGGCAAACACCCGGUCCUCCUCCCACCCCUUUUCAUGGGCCUGAGGUUGCUACACACCCAAGCAGCUGCCCAGUAUUCUAUUUAAACAGCCCGGCCUUGCAGAGGCUCCUCGGCCAUGCCAGGUGUAGGCAUUCCUCCAGCAUGCUCCCCUGGGACACUCACCUGCUCGGCCUGCAGCUGUCUCUGGCCUGCUGCUGCUGGGCUUUAGGCUGUCAAGAAAUGAAGUCCUCCCCUGACUUCAGCCUCCCAGGGGAUUACCUCAUAGCUGGCUUGUUCGCUCUCCACACUGGAUAUCCGGGGGUGAGACGCAAACCUGAAGUGACCCUAUGUGACAGGCCCAACAGCUUCAGCGGCCAUGGCUACCACCUCUUCCAGGCCAUGCGGUUCGCCAUUGAGCAGAUAAACAACUCCACGUCCUUGCUGCCCAAUAUCACCCUGGGCUAUGAGCUUUAUGAUGUGUGCUCAGACUCUGCCAAUGUGUAUGCUGUGCUGAGUAUUCUCUCCCCGCCGGGGACACGACUCAUAGAGAUCCAACGAAACCUGUCCUCCUACUCCCCCAAGGUAGUGGCAGUGAUUGGACCUGACACCACCAACCGUGCUGGCACAGCUGCAGCCAUGCUAAGCCCCUUCCUGGUGCCCCUGAUCAGCUACUCGGCCAGCAGUGCGAUGCUCAGCUCCAAGCGGUGGUACCCGUCUUUCCUGCGCACCAUCCCCAGCGAUAAGAACCAGGUGAAGACCAUCGUGCUGCUGCUGCAGAGGUUCGGCUGGGUCUGGAUCUCACUGGUGGGCAGCGAUGGUGACUACGGGCAUCUAGGAGUGCAGGCGCUAGAGGGGCAAGCCACCCGGAAGGGCAUCUGCAUUGCCUUUAAGGGUGUGGUGCCUUUCUCAGCACGGGCAGGCGAUGAGAGGAUGCAGGACCUGAUACUCGACUUGGCCCGGGUGAGGACCACUGUUGUGGUUGUUUAUGCCAACAGGCAGCUUGCCAGGGUGUUCUUUGAGUCUGUGGUGCUGGCCAAACUGACUAACAAGGUGUGGGUCGCCUCGGAGGACUGGGCCAUCUCUACGCACAUUGCCAAGGUGCCAGGGAUCCAGGGCAUCGGCACAGUGCUGGGUGUGGCCGCUCGGCCGAGGGUGGUCUUGGGCCUGAAGGACUUUGAAGAGGCCUACUUCCGGGCAAACAAAGGGGUAGUCAGACCAUGCCCUCAGGGUUCCUGGUGCAGCAGCAACCAGCUCUGCAGAAAGUGCUGGGCUUUCAUGCAGGACAAGAUGCCCACACUUGGCACCUUCUCCAUGAGUUCUGCAUACAAUGCCUACCAGGCUGUGUACACCGUGGCUCAUGGCCUCCACCACCUCUUGGGCUGCCCCUCAGGAGCCUGUUCCAGGGGCCUUGUCUACCCCUGGCAGCUUCUACAGCAGAUUCGGAACGAUACCCUGACCUUUGACGACAGUGGGGACUCUCUCAGUGGCUACGACAUAAUUACCUGGGACUGGAGUGGCCCAAAGUGGACCUUCAGAGUCAUUGGCUCUUCUAGAUGGCCUCCAGUUCGGCUGGAUAUCAAUAAGACCAAAAUCCAGUGGCACAGAAAGAACAACCAGGUGCCCAAGUCUGUGUGCAACCAAGACUGUUCAGAAGGGUAUCGGCGCAUGGUCACAGGUGUCCACCACUGUUGCUUCAUGUGUGUAUCCUGUGAGGCUGGAACGUUUCUCAACAAGAGUGACCUCUACCGUUGCCAGCCAUGCGGGAAAGAAGAAUGGGCACCCGAGAGAAGCCAGACCUGCUUCCCACGUACCGUGGUGUUUCUCACCUGGCAUACUCCCAUCUCUUGGGUGCUGUUGGCGACUAAUACGCUGCUGCUGUUGCUGCUGGUUGGGACUGCUGGCCUGUUUGGCCUGCACCUUGAUACCCCUGUAGUAAAGUCAGCGGGGGGCAGGCUGUGCUUCCUUAUGCUGGGGUCUCUGGCAGUGGGCAGCUGCAGCCUCUAUUGCUUCUUUGGUGAGCCCACACUGCCCACCUGCUUGCUGCGCUUGGCCCCCUUUGCCCUCGGGUUCACCGUCUUCCUGUCUUGCCUGACUAUUCGCUCCUUCCAGCUGGUCUUCAUCUUCAAGUUUUCUGCCAAGGUCCCCACUUUCUACCGUGCCUGGGUCCAAAACCAUGGUGCUGGCCUGUUUGUGGUGUUUAGCUCAAUAGCCCAGCUGCUGAUCUGUCUAAUGUGGCUUGCGGUGUGGACCCCGCUGCCCACCAGGGAAUACCAGCGUUUCUCCCAGCUGGUGGUGCUUGAGUGCACCCAGGCCAACUCACAGGGCUUCAUGCUGUCUUUUGCCUACAAUGGCCUUCUCUCUCUCAGCGCCUUUGUAUGUAGCUACCUGGGCAAGGACCUGCCGGAGAACUACAACGAGGCCAAGUGUGUCACCUUCAGCCUGCUCCUCAACUUCGUAUCAUGGAUCACCUUCUUCACCAUGGCCAGCGUCUACCAGGGCAAAUACCUGCCUGCUAUCAAUAUGCUGGCUGUGCUGAGCAGUCUGUAUGGAGGAUUUAGCGGCUAUUUCCUCCCCAAGUGCUAUGUAAUCCUUUGCCGCCCAGAUCUCAACAGCACAGAGUACUUCCAGGCCUCCAUCCAGGACUACACUAGGCGCUGGGGCUCCACCUGAGUGCCUGGGCAGCACUGAAAGCCUCCCCUGCUUGAAGGGCCUGGGGUUCCCAGGAGGCCUUUGGGCCCAGCCCAUGGGAAUGCCCCAGCUCAGGCCCCAGGCUGCCUGUUGAAGAGAAGGAGAUGUUUGACACCAUGAGCUGGUAUAAAUUGCUGCAAUUUGGUGGCUUGCUCUGGACUUGACUUUGUUUAUGGAUGCAGAUGCUAAAAGUUCCAGCCGGAACGGAAGAUUCUUCAGAUCAAGGAACAUGCUUGUGGAAAUUGUCAAAUGGAAACCUACCUUGCUGUGUAA
Messenger RNA from Loxodonta africana (African savanna elephant), 3592 nucleotides. It is a transcript of the gene TAS1R1, whose product is annotated as taste 1 receptor member 1. Gene Ontology annotation, biological process: sensory perception of umami taste; G protein-coupled receptor signaling pathway. Gene Ontology annotation, cellular component: plasma membrane. The transcript has 6 exons. The record is from RefSeq and is a predicted model, not a curated record. Gene Ontology annotation, molecular function: G protein-coupled receptor activity. Bases 794 to 3301 code for a protein of 835 amino acids. Lineage: Eukaryota; Metazoa; Chordata; Mammalia; Proboscidea; Elephantidae.